UCCGGGGAAAAUACUUAGGGAGAUUGUCAAUGAUGGAUUAUACUUUGCAUCUACAGGCCAUUCCACUGGGCACACAUCUACAAGCAAGGGAAAAUGGAGAAUCCCAAAACUGACAAGAAAGUGAACUGAAGUGUGGUAUGAAUGUAUUACAAGCUCCAUAUUAAAACACAACUUGCUGUGUGCAUUUGUUAAUCAACCUACGAGGCAAAGGCUAUCUUCACUCCAUUUUAGCAUUUAUCACGAAGACAAAACCGUACUAUUUGUCUAAUCAUAAGCUCGCUUGGGUAGAGAAGGUGGCAGUCUCGUCGGGACCACUCUCUCGCUUCACCAACAAACAUCUGCAAAUAACAUGGCACAAUUUCUUUCAGCAUUAGCACCGCUUGAGCUCCUUAUUGAGAUACUAGAAUUGAGCGAGACACCAGCUGACGUACUCAACUCUGCUCUCACCUGUCGGCGCAUGCGAGAUGCUUGGAGCACAGGACAGGCUGGGCUUCGAGUAACCUGGACGCUGCUCCAACGCGAUAUUCUGGCUGCUGAGCUAGCCCUGAUCACCGUCCGUGCCAGCAAGCUUACAGCUGGCGAGCUGGCAAAUCGCCAACUCUCACACACCAAAGUUCCGCUAUCCGAAUUGGGCAGCGACUCUCGCGGGCCUAAUGGAUCGGAGCUGAAGGCUGUGCGCCGUCUACACACCUUAGUUGUCUCCUUCGAAACUCGAUUCUACAGAAAUAGCUACUUUUACCAUGGGUCCGACAGUCAAACAAACAACCCACCGGAAGCUGCUGAAUUCAAGGAUCAAUGGACAUGUAGCUUGCACCGUGGCCUAUAUCGCAGCUUCAUUGUAUCUGUCAAUCUAUUGAGCGUCUACUUUGAACCGUAUUUAGCUACUGCGGCAAGCACUGAACCAGAGAUACAGCAGUUGGGCGACGUCGACGCGCCAUCGGAGGCCCAGUGGGCAUUUCUGCGUCGGUUUGCUCCCUAUAAUCACAAAUUGGAUGCAGACGCGGAUCAUGCGGCGUUUGGGCGACUGGCCGAUACCGAGCUGCGAGCUCAUAUGAAACAGAUCUUUGAUCUUACUAUGGGUCGCGCUAAGAGUUGCGAUGGUAGACGCAGACUUCAUCUGGAAUGUGAAGAUGAAGACGAGCUUGCGCUGGAGACAGGGCCAUGUCCCGUACAGCUGAGCGGAUACAGCCAUGCAGACGCCCAUAGCGUUGCUUUGGAAGUUAUGCAAAUGCUUUGGGCUUCUGGUAACAAGAAAACUAGGCUUUUGUUUGAUCAUGAGGAUCCAGACACGGAGUUGUCCGUUGGUUCCAAUGGUAGCUUUACACCAGGGCUAUGCAAGGAAGAAAACAUACCAUGCAAUGAUGACGCAGUCAGCAUUGGCCUUGCUGCAACGUACUGGCCGAGGCUAUGAAAACACUCGGCGCUCUGAGGACGAAAAUAUUCACCCACUUCCAUUCGCGUAUAAGUCCUUUUACAUCCGUUAUUGUUUGAUGAAUAUGGCAGUAGUGACUUUGACAAUUGGGAUGCAUUUCUCAGAAACCUCAGCAUCUUUGCCUCGGACGAGGUUCCAGACCGCAACCCCUAUUAUCCCGGUGGAGGCAAAUUUGACUUGGCUGGC
Molecule: messenger RNA, 1618 nt
Organism: [Torrubiella] hemipterigena
Lineage: Eukaryota; Fungi; Ascomycota; Sordariomycetes; Hypocreales; Clavicipitaceae
Source: the annotation of a GenBank genome assembly